Messenger RNA from Cuscuta epithymum, 691 nucleotides. The record is from the annotation of a GenBank genome assembly. Lineage: Eukaryota; Viridiplantae; Streptophyta; Magnoliopsida; Solanales; Convolvulaceae.
GUUACCGUAAUCUACUCAACCCUCGCCUCCUAUCAUUCCUGGGCCUCGUUAAUUGUCGCUAAGGACCUUAGUCCUAACCAUCGGUCGGCGAAUAUAGUUUGUUCUUCAUUGAUCGUCGCUCAACUCCUUUAGACUCAUCAAUGGUUGAUGAGCAACUUUGCCAUCGAUGUUCUUCACUCAGCCCCUUGGCUCUCUAAAAUCGCCGAAACACAAGAAAACAUGAUAGAGUUGCUUUGGACAUGGAUUUCAAUGGCAAAUCUCAAGGAGCAAAUUGGCAAGAGCAAAUUGGCGAGCGCAAGAAGGAUAGGUAGAGUUUCAGACGAAUUUUCCGGGGGUUGAAUUUCUCUUUUACCAUACUACAGCAGCUCGCCCUCCUCCGGAACCACCUCCAUGCAGGGUAGCAAUUUGGGGAAACUUUUUAUUUUCGUAUUAUUUUCCUUUCGCAGUACUUAUUUUUAUUUCAGUUCAAGCGGGUAUGGUUGGAGUAUUUUGAUUUUUGAUAAACUUUUGAUAGGCAGUGUUUCAUUUUCGGUCGUUUUAGGCUUCUUCUUGCCUGUUCUUUGUCUAGCGAGUCAGGUUGCUUUGUAUGGGUUGCUGACUCUAAGUUAUCAUAGGGCUUAUGAUCGGAUAUGUAAUUGUUGUCUGGAUUUUGUCUUGCAUGUUUGCUCUAUAUUAAUGAAAAGUCAUUUUG